GAAAUUUGACAGUCCACGCUUUGGGCCACAAUUCGCAUUCUGCUGAAACUGGGCAAAAGCUGCGUAAACAAUCUACCAACAGGUGGCUAGCUGUGGGGACUUUUGUUUUGUUACAGAUAUUCGCAGGGUAACGACUGUUUGGUUUAUUGUUAUGACCGUUGCCAGGGACUACAAAAUACGUUAACAUAUAAAAAAAACAAAGGAAAAAAUUGUGUAGAGCUGCACUCAAUUAGCGAAUUUAAAUCAUGGACGACUAUGCGCCUAGUCGUUAUAAAAUGCAGGAUAAAAUAGGCGAAGGUGUGCAUGGUUGCGUGUUCAAGGCCAUCGAUUUGCAGCGCAAUGUGGAGGUGGCCAUCAAGAAGGUGGCAUUGAAAAACAAAUUCGGCAACAUUUCCUUGAAUACGCUGCGCGAGAUUAAGUCACUUCAAUUGUGCAAUUCGGAAUAUAUACUUAAUAUCAUUGAGAUAUAUCCCGAUCUGACGGGCCUAUCGCUUGUGUUGGAAUAUAUGCCCGACACACUGUACGGCCGCCUCAAAAGCGAGGUGAAUCCGUUGAGUCGCCAGCAGGUGCGAAAGUAUUCUCUAAUGAUGUUCAAGGGCAUGUCCUACCUGCACGAGGCGGGCAUUAUGCACAGGGACAUCAAACCCGCCAAUCUGCUUAUCAGUCAUAUGGAUGUCCUAAAAAUUGCAGACUUUGGUUUAGCGCGCCUCUACUUUCCCGACGAGGAAUCGCGCCUGUAUUCGCCGCAGGUCUCUACUCGCUGGUAUCGUGCUCCCGAAAUACUCUGGGGCAGUCAGAAGUACGGACCUGCAGUCGACUUAUGGGCCUGCGGUAAUGUGUUAGCCGAAAUGCUACGUGGUGUGCCGCUCUUUGCGGGCACAACAGAUAUUGAACAGCUGGCCAUAAUAAUACGCACUUUGGGUAGUCCACGACUGAAUGAAUGGCCAGAGCUAACGUCACUGCCCGAUUACAGUAAAAUAAGGUUUCCCAAUUCGGUGGGCAUACAUUGGGACAAUUUGUUUCCAAGCUGCACACAUGCUGUUGAAAUAGAUUUGGUAUCCAACUUGGUCGUUUAUAAUCCAAAGAAUCGCCUAAAAGCCACAGAGGUGAGUAGUGAUGUUAUAACCAAUAUGCGACAUCUAAAGAUAUAUUUUUCCCUCUACAUUUAUUUUCAGGCCGUUGAGCAUAGUUAUUUUGAUUAAUAUAAGUUAUAUGUA
Messenger RNA from Drosophila hydei, 1217 nucleotides. RefSeq names its product cyclin-dependent kinase 20. Bases 246 to 1202 code for a protein of 318 amino acids. Gene Ontology annotation, biological process: protein phosphorylation. NCBI's taxonomy places the organism in Eukaryota, Metazoa, Arthropoda, Insecta, Diptera, Drosophilidae. The record is from RefSeq and is a predicted model, not a curated record. Gene Ontology annotation, cellular component: nucleus. The transcript has 3 exons. Gene Ontology annotation, molecular function: ATP binding; cyclin-dependent protein serine/threonine kinase activity.